Paramuricea clavata is the source of this 573-nucleotide messenger RNA. NCBI's taxonomy places the organism in Eukaryota, Metazoa, Cnidaria, Anthozoa, Malacalcyonacea, Plexauridae. The record is from the annotation of a GenBank genome assembly.
AUGGCUGAUUCAAACAAGAUACAGGAGGAAAUAGAACAAGAUCAAAAGACGCUGAAGGAAAUAACGAAAGACGACGAUUCAAGUAAAAAGAAGUAAGUCUCUUUCGUUUCGAGUUAAAAUUUAAUACAUUAGAUAAAUUUUAAACUACUACAAUAUUUAUAUAGAAAAUGUAGAAAACCAGAUCACUGGACGGGCAGUGUCGCCGAUCAAAAGGAAUUAUUCUUACAUAUUCUCGCUGAAUUAACCACCAAGCAAUUACGUGCUGAAAACAACAACUGUAUGGACUUCGAGACCUACAACAAGAAACACCGGCAAUUGAUCAGUUCUAAUUGGCAAAAAGCAAUCGGGUUCUUUCACCGUAUCGUCCAUGGGGAAUGGGGGGUAGAACCAAAACCCGACAAGGCGGGUAUUGACGACAAAUCCAUCAUAAGCGAUGACGAGAUUGCCUCAACACUUUGGAAAAUCACAAUACUAGAUAUGCGUCCCUCUGGAGAAGAAAAACCAUACGGUGGUGUCUAUAUUUUUAUGGCCAACGCUGUAUGUUUCUAUGUCAAAAUGGUCGAAGUUGAAUGA